UAGUGAGGAAAAAUGAGGAAAGCUUAGUAAAUUAAUUACCUGUCAGCUCUCUCCUGAAUACAAGCUUUAGGCUGUCUGCAAAGCAGGGAACAAGGAUACCAUUUUUAGGUGUACUUUAUCCUUCUCUGUAAUGCUGCUGAAGCAUGCUUCAGAAUCAGAAUUUUGCAAAAUUUUCUGUAAGAAAAUCUUUGGGUUUUGUUCAAACUUAGGGAAAAAGAAGGGCUGGAGUGCUCCAUUUUCUUAUUGGCCCAUGUAGGACUUGCUGUUGGCCAGUUGCCACUGUCCCUCUGGGCACAAUUACCUGGUUGUGACAAGGGGACCUGGUAUGACUUCCAGAGGAUGCCAGCACUGGCAUAUCUUCUUUUCCCACACAGCCCAUGGGACUGGAACUGCUGAUGUGCUUUACAGCAGAAGGUCUCAGUUCAGGUUCAGCCGUUUGACCGGGCAGCGCCUGCAGCAGGUCACAGGAGGGCUCUGGGGAUGGGUGGUUACAGGGUGUGACACAGCAUCUGGGGGAAACUGGCAGUGCAUAGACAAGUCCAGUCUGAUUUCUGCCCCUCUGUACUGCACUGCCCAUGUCCCCUAACAUAAGACAGGGCAAUAAUGUUGCAGAUCUUUAACCCCUCUUCUAUUAAGAAAGAGAUUAUAAACCAAACAAUGGUAAUAAACACUCUAGCAGUUUACAGUGCUUCAGCAGAUGGACCUAUUUACCAUCUAUAAUUACCUUUUUACAAGAAGGAGAUAAUGCUUUAUCCGUUAACCUGCAGUACUUUGUCACACUACGUAUAGCUUUUUUUUAAUAAGAACACAGAUAAUUUGUUUUAUUGCUGAAAUGCCUUGCUCAGACGACCUCAAAUUCAGAUCAUCAGGUUUUCUAGACAGAAGUUUUACAGAAAGCUAGAAGAAAUGUACAGACUGCAGAAGAGGUUAAAUGGGGAGUGCUGAUUCUGAGUUUGGCUGGUAACACCACUGACCUAGCACUCCCAUCCUUGUAAAAGAGUGGAUCAGCCCAUUGGAUUUGCACACAGACUUCAGUUGCAUCUGUAGGAAAAGUAAUUCAAAACCUUCUCUUCCCCACCUCCUGCUGCUUCUUGGAGCUGACGUACGUUAAAUAUUAACAACCUUUGUUCAUUGGUUCCCUGCUUCACUUUUUAACAGCGGAUGAUAUUACACCAAGCCAUCUCCCUUCUCUUCCUGCUCAUCAGCAGCAUCCUGUGAAACCCAAGAGCCUGCUCUUGUAACCCUGCCUACAGCACCUGCCACUGCUCCCUGGCAUUGCCAACGCUGCCUGCCUUCGACAUCCACAAGUGGCUUGUGCUGUGAGCCAGGAGCUGCGGGGAGACACUGCUUACAAGACGGAGGGGAGCAGCCAGGAACAAAGAGGAGGAAGUGGUGAGGAUGGCCAACAACUCCAGCACAUUGCCCCGGGUGACUUUCCAGACUCCAGAGAAACCUGGGGAAGAAUCGUCACACAGAAAACUGGGCAAGCUAACCAUAAAGUACAACCGCAAAGACCUACAGCGUUGGCUAGACCUGGAGGAGUGGAUCAAUGCCCAGCUGCAGGAGCUGUAUCAGUACCCGCUAAGAGAGAAAACGGAUGCAGAAGUUCCUGGACCAGUAAUUGACCUUGAAGAUCUCCUGGAAGUCCCCAAUGAAGAACAGAAAUUGAAACUACAGGAAAUCCUCCAUGAGUGCUCCAGUCCAACAGAGGACUUCAUUACGGAAUUGCUCAGUCGAUUGAAAGGUCUCCGGAGAAUCACCAAUCCUCAGAAGAGGUUACCUCACCCAUAAGGGACAUCUAGCUUUGGUCACAAGGAAAAAUGCAUCUUUUCCACAAAAAAAACAGAUCAGCAAGAUCACUUCAGAAUACAUUUAGGAUUUACUGUUAUUAAGGAACUUCACUGAGUUCGUGAAAUUUGUACCAGUGGCUUCAAGUCUCCACUCCUUCCAGAUCUACAUGCACAGCAGGAGGCUAAGCUGUGUGUUUUCCUGAUUCUCAAAGGGCAUUUUAACCUGGAGAAUGGGACAAGAUGUCCUUCCUUUCGUUUCUUCUAGGAAUUUCCAAGCUGGCUUGGGAGCAACGAAUAGAGUUCUCAGAAGCACAUAAAAACUUCCUUCUUUCCAUCCACUGCAAGGAAAACAAGGAACUGGUUAUCAAGCCUUCAUCAACAUGGAAAGUUGGUUUCUGUGAAGCUGCACCCUGUUUCAAGUCUGGCUGAGACCCAACUGCGAUCUUUUGCCUGUUACUGCCAUACCUGUCUCUACAGCAUUGCUCAUACUUUAUAGAUCUUAUUAAGCCUCUGUUAGCCAUGAAGGUUCGACAGAAAAUAUACAGUAGGACCAAAGGAAAACAUCCAAGUGCAUCUGGUCAGUACUUAAGGGGAAGCUGACAAAAUAGCUGCUAAGGCUAGUGGAAGAGAGAUGUUUUUCCUCUUUGCAGAAUUUAGAACUUGAUGAUCUAGAAGCAUCUUCUACAGGAGCGAGGCCUGGGAAUGAUUUUUCUCACCAUUUAAAAAGACAAUGUAAAAUACUUAUUUUGUAUAUUAAAACAGAAAAUCAGCCAUGUGCUGCCUCAAAAUCGCUCUCUUUUUAUACACUACAGAAAACUGAACUGAAAACAUACCUGCUCCUAAGCAGCAAGUCCUUCACAGACAGAUAGGUCUCACAAAUUAGAAAUAAAGUAGGACACAGCCUUGCUGCACAAACUCUUCAGGCUAUAACUAAUGUGUGGCUGGAAAAAUACAGAGGAAACUACAUCCAGGCUCUCAGCAAGUGGGUAACUUGACACGUGUUGCAGGAAACUAAGACAUCAAAUGGAGGAUGACUACUUACGCAGAGCAGUCUCUCACAUUAUGUCCCUAUGCUGCCACCCAAACACCAGAGAUGAGUUGGUGAGUUGCAUCUGAAAGGACUUCUAUGUACCACCAUGUACUCAGGGGUGAAUGCCUUCAUGUUUGGCUUGAUAUGAGGCCAACAGGACAUGCUUGCCCUCCCGAAGUCUCCAAUUUGUAAGAAAAAUAACAAAAAUAUACAGUGCAGGUUUGCACCUGCUGUAAGUCUGGCAGUGCUCGUAGAUUCACACCUGCUGACACUGAUGAAUCACAGCUCUCAAGAAUGGAGAGCAGCUUAAUGCCAAAGAGCUCUGAGCACCAUUAACAUCACAGACUAGAUUCAAACAGAAGUUCAGACAGAAGACCCUGGUGGACAGGCCCCUGAGCUGUGUCCUCACUAUAGCUGUCAUUUGCUGCAAUGUAAGUUCACAGAUGUCCAGAUUAGUUACAUAUUCCAUAAAGCAGCUUUUAUUCUUCUGAGCUGUGACAGCACGAAGACCUAUAGGGCCAUUUCUCCAACACAAGAGACAGAUUUUUCUCCACGCAGGGAGUUAAUUCUGUACCCACUCAAUUUGGAGUGAUGAAAAGAAAAUUUUUUUGCUGUACUUUAAAGGUGGAGAACCAAGGGGAAAAAAAAGCUUUUGGAACUCUGCUUGAGAGAAGUUGUCUUUGUGUGUUCUCUUCCAACAGCAGAAAAAUGAGCAAGCUGUAGCCCCUGUGAUAUGCAGUUUUUCCACUAUAUCAAAACGUUACUAUAGUAGAAGAGUGCACUUCAGGCGAGCACAGAUACAACAGUACAAAGCAAGAUGAUGUGGCCACUGCUAGUUGACUUCUCAUCUCUGGCGCAAAAGAAAACAACGUAAGGCAGAACAACUUUUGGAUUAGUUCUUGAAAGGAAGAAGUCAAACUUGAUUUUAUUUACUUAUGGCUGCUCUCAGCUGAGCAUUUAAGGACAGACUGAAGUACAUUUUGUUUACAGACAGUUUCCAGUCAACUGCUGUUUCUCAGUACCAUCACACUACUAGCAUAAGAUUUCUAUAUUUGAUUUGCAGAUAGCAUGGUAAGAACAUUUCUUUAAGGUGACAUCUGCCUCUUGAUUAUACCAAGAUAACUCAGAACAUGUGAAAUUUCAUGUGUUCUUCUAAUUAAAAUUUCAUGAAGGUGCAUAAAAUAACCUUCAGAUCAUUUUCCAUUUAUUAUGAGCUACAUACCCCUUAACCAUAUUCAGGAGGCUAUACUUGGAUCAUUUGUUACAGCAGUUAAGGCAAAGCACAUCUGCACGAACUGCAGCAAUAGCAAAUUAAUGCAGUUUAUCUGAGGCCUCUCUGUGAACCAAUCUGAUUUCAGAUUCAUUUGUUAGUAUUAGUUUGAAUUCUUGCUGGGGAGAAAACUACUUUUGAUAUUUCACGCACAAAACAUAUUGAGAGGAAAAGAAAAUCAUCUUAUAUCCUUAUGGCACACAACAAAGAAGGAAACAAACAGAUUCCUUCUUGUAGAUCCCAAACUCUCUUCAGUUCUUGAAUGGCUAUCACUGAGGUUGAUCCUCCCAGUGAGGAACUCACAGCUUACCAAUACCUUUACUGCUUUACCAGCACCUUUUCAAAGCCAAGGUCAAUGUGUGCAACACAGCUAAGUGUGCACUGGCCAGCUAAAUGUCACACAAUACUCUUUCCAAAUGAGAUUGUUAAUUGUGCUUCUGCAGACAGCUGAUUGAGAUUGCUCUCAUGAUCCUUUUGCAUGGAGGCAUGAGCUACAGUGGAGAUGGCUUUACAAGGAGAAAGUGAUUGGCCAGCCACUAAAAUGGCCAAUUACAUGCAGAAAGCUCAGCAGCCACAAAAAUGUCCGUUAGUGACUGGGCAGUGAAAAAGUCAGUAUGUGUGAAUGACUGAAGAGUCUUCUAUGACUAAGUUCUAUUUCAGGUAUUGGGCUGGUUGCAUUUCUGGAUUCCUUGGGAUGAACCCACAGAAGCCAAUCCAGGAAACUAAAUAAGCUGCUUCAGGCUGUUAGCUGUUGCUUUACUAUUGAUGAACACAGGGCAGGUCUCACUGGACUCAUGCUACCUAACUGCACAAGGAGCUCAAACUUGUGUUGUGAUGGAUCAAACAUUUAAACUGCUUCAAGUAAAUCAUCAACUCAUAGAUAAAAAGGAGGAAAAAAAAACAA
Tympanuchus pallidicinctus (lesser prairie-chicken) is the source of this 4994-nucleotide messenger RNA. It is a transcript of the gene PPP1R14D, whose product is annotated as protein phosphatase 1 regulatory inhibitor subunit 14D. Gene Ontology annotation, cellular component: cytoplasm. Gene Ontology annotation, molecular function: protein serine/threonine phosphatase inhibitor activity. Bases 1399 to 1791 code for a protein of 130 amino acids. Lineage: Eukaryota; Metazoa; Chordata; Aves; Galliformes; Phasianidae. The record is from RefSeq and is a predicted model, not a curated record. Gene Ontology annotation, biological process: regulation of phosphorylation. The transcript is spliced from 4 exons.